UUCGAUGGUUCUGUUUUUGUGACGUCAAUAAACGUGAAUAAACUGAAAAAUUACUGUAAAAGCGACAAACGUAAACAAUGGCCAAGCAGAGAUCAGUCCGCGCGAGGGUGACGCCGAUUAAUGUGCCGGUCUACGAGUUGCCUGAAUUCGUUUGCGUUGAGACUCGCUGGGUAACAAAAGAAAAGAGGGAGGUCAUGGAUUUGGAAAAGCUACUGCCAACGAAUCGCUUGUUGAAACUGCAUAAACCCACAAAGGACAAUUACACCAUGACCAUGGCCGUGCCCCUUACCACGACCACGGGCAAUCCCAAUCGUGGGAGAUCUGUGCAGACGGAAGCAAAACAAACUUCCGACAAAGCUAUCCAGUGCGGCUACGAUGAGGAAUGGGAGAACUGGAUUACGCCGCCACAGGCAUCCCCGCCCGAUAUCAAUCGAGACGAAAGCAUCUUUCUAAACUUUGUCAGUGAGAAUACCAGUAUGUUUCCCAAUGGCAUGCUCGAGUGCAUGCUUUGCGGUGAGGUGGCAAUGGCCCUGCAGGAGCAUCAGAACCACAUGACCGCACACCAAAAACCACAGCAGCUGUGCCAUUGUUGUGGCCGGAAAAUGCAUCAUUGGCAUUGGCACAAAUACAAGUGCGUGGAGUAUCCAAAGGCAAUGAAGGUGAAAAGGCGCCAGGUGGCCUUGGAGUUUAAGUGUCCUCAUUUGCAGUGCCAUGUGGUGGCCAAGUCGGAAUCCCAUUUGCGUCAGCACAUGGCGCGGAGGCACUUGAACAGACCAGCCUAUUCUUGCCAUCAAUGCAAAUGUCGUUUCGAAACAAGCUUGGACUUUCUUCUCCAUCGACAAGAGAACACCAAGUGUCUGAAGGCUAAACCCAAAUUUGUCUACCGGCAUAAACGAGCUCUACUAUCGGGCAACCGGUGCUCCGUAUGCCUAAAGCGUUUCCAAAACAAGUUCAAGUGCUCAGUGCACAGAAUUAAAUGUUUAAAAGCACAUCUAACCGUUUGCGCCGGAUUACUACUUGCCACUAAUUAGUGUUACAACUUUUUUAGGGUUUUAUUAACAAUAGAUUAAAAGCAUUUAAUUAACAUUUA
This is a messenger RNA of Drosophila willistoni, 1090 nucleotides long. RefSeq lists its product as uncharacterized. The record is from RefSeq and is a predicted model, not a curated record. The transcript has 2 exons. The coding region runs from base 78 to 1031 and encodes 317 amino acids. NCBI's taxonomy places the organism in Eukaryota, Metazoa, Arthropoda, Insecta, Diptera, Drosophilidae.